GUUAACAUCUUGUUGAGGAAGGGGUUCUCGCCUAGUGUUUCUACAGGUUUUCCCCAGAUAUCUCGUGGCCAUUUAUGAUUCCUGGUGCACUCUUCAAUCAAUUAUUCCCUUACUUUUCAGCUGUCCAGUUACGCCAUAUCUCAUGAGUCAUAAACUCAUCCUGUGCUUUGCUUCUGUUUUUUAAAUUCAAUUCGCGAGGCUUUUUGACAAAGGUAAAAGACAGCAUCACAAGCCCCCAACGUUCACUUGCGAGUUUGAACAUUUUAUAGCCGUUACACACGCCCGUCCAUUCCCGAGCUCUCCGCAUUUAAAAUUUCCAACGCCGCCCUGCUCCACCACCACCUACAGAAGCCAUCAAUCUCUGCACCCUCAACUCACCAUCUCCAACGACAGCAGCCGCCGGCGAGCUCGACCACCAGAUUCCGAUGGCCCUCCGUGCGCUUGACAAUACGCUUCCCGCCGCAGUGGAGGAGCGGCCCAAGAAGGUCCACAAGCUGGCCGCCGCCCCCGCCGCGCCGGCUGCCUCCCCCGGGAGCGGCAAGAAGAAGAAGAAGAACGACGAGAACUCGCCCCCCAGGGCCACGGCCGCGGCGGUGGAGCAGGCUGUGGAGUACAUCCCGUCGGAGGAAUUAGAGGCGGCGACCAACCCCAAGGCCAAGGCUGCGGGCUUGGUCGCGGAGCUGGACUCCAAGGACUGGGUCAGGGUCUGCGAGGCGCUCAACGACGCGCGCCGCCUCGCGAUCCACCACUCCUCCUUCCUGAAGCCGGUCCUGGAGAAGGCGAUGCUGGCUAUCGUGAAGACGAUGAAGAACCCACGCAGCGCAGUGUUAAAGACGUCCAUCAUGGCCUGCACCGACAUCUUCAACUCCUUCAGCAACCUCCUCUCCUCUGCCUCCGACGAGGCCUUCGACAAGCUGCUGCUCCAGCUCCUGCUGAAGGCAUCCCAGGACAAGCGGUUCGUGUGCGAGGAGGCCGAGAAGGCGAUGCGCGCGAUGGCGGCAACCAUGCCUCCGCUCCCCCUGCUCAAGAAGCUGAAGGCGUACGUCCACCACGCCAACCUCAGGGUCAGGGCCAAGGCUGCCGUCGCCAUCUCCCACUGCGCCUCCAGGAUGGACAUUGAGGCUAUGAAGGAGUUCGGGAUGUCGGCGCUCUUGAAGGUGGCGGCCGAGCUGCUGAACGACCGGCUGCCGGAGGCGAGGGAGGCCGCCCGGAGCGUGGUGGGCUCUAUGCACGCCGCGUUCGCCAAGGAGGCCGCAGCGAGGGAGGAGGACGGGCCCUCCGUGGCCGCGUCCUGGGAGAGCCUCUGCUCGCUCAGCCUGCCGCCCAUGUCCGCGCAGGCCGUCGCCAAGAUCGCCUCUUCGCAGUAACCAGCCGUGCCGCGCUGCUGGUUUGGCUUGGCUGGUUCAGAUUCUGCUGCUCUGCAUGCACCAUGCAGUGAGAGGCAACUUCUUGCCUUAGUCUUCAGUUUGAUGUGUUUGCCGAUGCUUAUGUUUGCUUAUACAUGCUAUCUCGCAUGGUUUCAGUGUAUUCCUUUGUUUUACGAGUAAUAGCAUAAAACAGUUGGGUUUGCUUGAUCU
Molecule: messenger RNA, 1577 nt
Organism: Phragmites australis (common reed)
Lineage: Eukaryota; Viridiplantae; Streptophyta; Magnoliopsida; Poales; Poaceae
Exons: 5
Coding region: 426-1367 (313 amino acids)
Biological process (GO): microtubule cytoskeleton organization
Cellular component (GO): cytoplasmic microtubule
Molecular function (GO): microtubule binding
Source: RefSeq, a predicted model, not a curated record